This is a messenger RNA of Alnus glutinosa, 363 nucleotides long. RefSeq lists its product as uncharacterized. Lineage: Eukaryota; Viridiplantae; Streptophyta; Magnoliopsida; Fagales; Betulaceae. Bases 1 to 363 code for a protein of 120 amino acids. The record is from RefSeq and is a predicted model, not a curated record. The transcript has a single exon.
AUGGAAAAUAGAGUAACGGAUUCCCUUAGCAGGAAGCAGCAAUUGCUUACUACUCUUACUGUGGAGGUUACCGCCUUCACUAAAAUUAAAAAGCAGUACCAAAAUGAUCCUAAUUUUGGUCAGCCUUUCGAGCACCUAUCCAUUAGAGUGUCACCCACAUCGGCCAAGUUCACUCUUGUCGACAGGUACCUCUUCUACAACAACCGGUUAUUCUUGCCCAGGACCUCCAUUUGGGAAUUUGUCAUAAUUGAGCUUCAUGCUGGAGGUAUAGCAGGUCAUUUGGGCAGGGACAAGACAAUUCACUUGGUGGAGGAUUGGUUUUAUUGGCUAGGACUGAGGCGUGAUGUCAACACUGUGGUGUAA